Molecule: messenger RNA, 465 nt
Organism: Salvia splendens (bonfire salvia)
Lineage: Eukaryota; Viridiplantae; Streptophyta; Magnoliopsida; Lamiales; Lamiaceae
Product: CSC1-like protein At3g21620
Exons: 3
Coding region: 115-420 (101 amino acids)
Cellular component (GO): plasma membrane
Molecular function (GO): calcium-activated cation channel activity
Source: RefSeq, a predicted model, not a curated record
UUUGUUAAUGUUUUCCUUGUGAGCAUAAUAGCAGGAAGUGCACUUUCACAACUUGAUAGUUUUCUUCGUCAGUCACCAAAAGAAAUCCCUGAGACACUUGGUGUUGCAAUCCCUAUGAAAGCAACUUUCUUUAUUACUUAUGUAAUGGUUGAUGGAUGGGCUGGUAUAGCUGGCGAAAUCUUAAGAUUGAAACCACUCAUAUUCUUCCAUCUGAAAAACUUCUUCCUGGUGAAGACUGAAAAGGACAGAGAAGAGGCGAUGGAUCCAGGAAGCAUUGGUUUUAACACUGGCGAACCUCAAAUACAGUUAUAUUUCCUUUUAGGUCUUGUCUAUGCUGUGGUGACACCAAUUUUCCUUCCUUUUAUUCUGGUUUUCUUUGCUCUGGCAUACAUGGUAUUUCGCCACGCCACCAGAUCAUAAAUGUAUACAAUCAAGAAUAUGAAAGUGCUGCAGCAUUCUGGCAGA